AUACUUCACGUUUGUUACCAAAUACGCAGAUUACAGCAAGUAGAGAAUCUGUCAAAAAUGUAUUUGUAAAUAGAGAAUGUGAUUGAUAAAGUAUAAGUAUUCAAUUUUACUGUAGAAAAAACAUGCAUUUUAGAAAUUUUUCUGCUUUUUAAUGAUAUAGGUAACGUGCUAUAAAGAAUACAGCAUCGCCUUUUGAUGAUACAGUUAAAACAGUAAUCGUCAUCGACUUCUAAAGUUCUCCAUUUGAUUUUUCUACAUUUCACUUUAAAAAGCCUUUAAGAUGAGUUCGUCAGUUGAAGAAAUUUUGGAAAAUAGAAUUAACGAAUUGGAAAAAAAGAUCUAUGGGUUGGAAAAGAAACCUAAUACUGAAGGUCCAAUGCCAGAAAACAGCAUUAUUGAAAGUGUUGCACAUGCAAAUACUUUGAUUUCUUCUGCGCUCUCUGGUCGAGAGAAGAUCAAUACUUUGGUUAAGAGGUGGCCAGAGUUAGAGAGCUAUACAGAAUCAGAUUUUGAGCCUACGGAUUUGCAAACUGAAGUGAAAUUGGAAUACAUCUUGGCCGUGGAACCAGAAAUCCGAGAGAAUGCUCAGAGGUUAAUUCAGUUAAAAGAACUAUUGCCAGUAUUAGAAAGUGAUCGUUUUAAGAAUUUGCCAGAAUUGUCAGAAAAGCUACAUGACCUAUCAUUGAUGUACGUCGAUCUUGGGGAAAAAGCGGAACAAGUGAAUUCAGAAACAAGAAGUAUGAUCAAUAGAUAUAACGAUAUUAUUAUGAAUGUUUCUAAAACGUUGAUUGCUUUGGAGACUGAAGUAAGCGAAUUAGAAAGAAAGGCUGAGCCAAAAAAAGUAAUGGAUUAAAUCAUUUUUUAUAAUUUAUAAGAAUAAGAAUAUAUUUAAACAAUUUUAUCUUAAUUAAAUGCUUUGACUUAUAAGCAAUUACAUGUUUUAUUACUUUUUAGCUUAUUUCCUAGAAUACUUGCACUCAAAUUAAUGACUAAACAUAUACAAUAUUUAAUAUUUUCAAUAUAAUAAUAACUAUAACAAUCUAUGGUUUUAUAACUAAUGUAUUAUAUACAUUGAUCUUAAUAAUAUACCUCUCUCUGCUGUUCAAAAUCUAUGCAGAGGAUACAUUUUAGUCGAUCCUUACUCGCUCUUAAUCACAUAGACUUAUUUAUACAUAAACUUUUGGAAUCUUAAGUACGUCCAUUAAAAAAUCAAGAUAAGCUAUGUAUAAAACCGUCGAGUCAAUUAA
Messenger RNA from Nasonia vitripennis (jewel wasp), 1247 nucleotides. RefSeq names its product dynactin subunit 3 (gene Dctn3). Gene Ontology annotation, biological process: cytoskeleton-dependent cytokinesis. The transcript is spliced from 2 exons. The record is from RefSeq and is marked validated. NCBI's taxonomy places the organism in Eukaryota, Metazoa, Arthropoda, Insecta, Hymenoptera, Pteromalidae. Gene Ontology annotation, cellular component: dynactin complex. Bases 281 to 853 code for a protein of 190 amino acids.